Pan troglodytes (chimpanzee) is the source of this 1049-nucleotide messenger RNA. Its product is annotated as endogenous retrovirus group FC1 Env polyprotein-like. NCBI's taxonomy places the organism in Eukaryota, Metazoa, Chordata, Mammalia, Primates, Hominidae. The record is from RefSeq and is a predicted model, not a curated record. Bases 190 to 840 code for a protein of 216 amino acids. The transcript is spliced from 2 exons.
CCGUACCAGCCGGGAGACUGGGUCCUGGUUAAGCGACACCGACAAGAGACCCUAGAGCCCAGGUGGAAAGGACCACUCCAAGUACUCCUGACCACACCCACCGCCCUGAAGGUAGAAGGCAUUGCGUCGUGGAUCCACUACACCCACGUCAAGCCAGUGGACCCAACCUCCGACCUUCUGGGGCCAAUCAUGGCGGCGGCUGAAGCACCGGACACGUGGACUGUGGACAGAGCUAAGAACAACCCCUUAAAACUCACCCUGCGCCGGCAGCAUAGCUCACUGCAAACAUGCAGAAUCUCCCUCACCGCAUCCUUCAUGGCGGCCGGACUGGCUGGGGGAGCCCUAGGUCACACCCUCAUAGAAAGUAACAAGCUGUACCAACAAUUUGCCAUUGCUACGGAGGAGUCAGCUGAGUCCCUUGCCUCCCUCCAGCGGCAGCUCACGUCCCUAGCACAGGUAACCUUGCAGAACUGGAGGGCCUUAGACCUACUCACUGCUGAAAAAGGGGGAACGUGUAUGUUUCUAAAGGAAGACUGUUGUUUCUACAUAAAUGAAUCAGGGCUUGUGGAAGACCGGGUCCAACAGUUACGCAAGUUAAGCACAGAAGUAAGAACACGGCAGUUUGCUUCAGCUGCAGACCAAUGGUGGAACUCAUCUAUGUUUUCUCUGUUAGCCCCCUUCCUUGGACCCCUGCUGAGUCUACUAUUUCUGCUUACCGUAGGACCUUGUGUUGUUAACAGAAUUUUGCGGUUCAUUAAAGAAAGGUUUAACACUGUACAACUCAUGGCCCUCAGAGCCCAAUACCAACCUGUAAACGCUGAAACAGAAUCAGACUUAUAAGACCCAAGACUGGCUCUAAAAAAUACCUGAAAAGAAAGGGGGGGAAUGAAAGGAGCCGGGCACAUUCCUCAGCCCCGGGCUCAAAACAAACAAGCCCAGUACAAACACAUCCCAUCCUCCCAUCCCACCACAUAUCGCCAUAUAUCUCUCAAACUUCCUGAGCCCAGUACAAACACCACCAGGAAAGUCUCCGAUAAGGGGACAGCCAU